UAAAGCUCCAAAAUUUCGGCCGGGUGCUAAGCCAAGAUCUAAAUUUAGAUUUAGAGUAAAAAGUGCCAUAGAUUUUAUAUUAUAACAUACACUUUUGAAACGACUGUAGUCAUAUGUGUAAAUAAAAGGUCCAAAAUAUGAUGAGUGAACUACGUGUACGCACAAGUGAUAUAAUGAUGAUAAUAUAGUGUUUUAACGAUCAAAAUACUGUUAUUAAGUGAUGUGUUUGCUCUAUAAGAUCAGCAGCAGGUUUUAAUUAUACAAUUAUACACACGGAUAAAAUUGCACAUUUCACAAGCAAAUUAAAUUGCAAUAUGGGAGACCGGUUAAUAAGCAGUGACAAUGGAGGAGCAUGCGUGCCUUGUCCGCGCUCGCUCUGACUCUGAGAGUUCUUCGAAACUGGGAAGCUUCGGCUCCAUAGCUCACACCAUGUCCUAUACCGAGGACAGACUCACAGAAGGCGGUGGUGAUCCUGGCAUCAGAAAUAACAUACCACCUCCGCCUGACAACAAUGAUGUCAAUGACAGCGGUGAGCUCUUGGACUAUAAUGAUUCAAGUGUACUCGAGCAGUUCCAUGAAGAUGCAUUGAGACAGGCCGGUUGCGGUUUAUCUCAAGGAAAAGUGUUCCUGUCGGUUGGAUUGGCUGUGGUGGGGUCAGCUUUAGAAAUGUCAUCCAUUCCAUUUGUAUUGCCAUCUGCUGAGAUAGAGCUGUGUGUGUUGCCACAUGAGAAAAAUUGGUUAGUGAUGAUUAGUAUAAUGGGUGGAUCGCUGGGUGCUGUCGGUUGGGGUGCGUUGGGCGAACGCCUCGGCCGAAGAAGGGCGUUGUUAUCUGCGCUCGCUGUUAAUGCGGUUUUUGCUGCUAUUGCUGCCUUCAUGCCUACUUAUGGGACAUUUAUGAUGGCCAGAUUUUGUUCAGCCAUCGGUUCGGGCGGUAUCAUUCCCACGGGAUAUGUGUAUACGUCGGAAAUGAUAUCCCGGGUAAAGCGAACAAUACCGAUGGCCGUGUUCCCCAUUUGUAUGGGGGUGGGGAUACUGGUGGCGGCUGGACUCGCCCGGGCCAUCUUACCUUUGACCGGGGCCGAGACUUUGAUAGAGAAUAAGGAGCAUUUCAGCGCUUGGCAUAGGUACCUCCUCCUUUGUGUGUUGCCAAUCAUUGCGUCGUUAAUCAGCCUCAUUUGGACGCAGGAGUCUCCCCGGUACCUCCUCGAUGUGGGGAGGGAAGUUGACGCUAUGAUGGUGUACCAGAGCAUACACAGCGGCAACCAAAUCCGCGUGUGCCGCAAAGUGAGCGUGAGCAACGAUGGCGAUUAUCGUUUGGGUGAACUCUCCCUUCCGGGGAAGAGACGUCCGCCCGCCCUGCAUCACGUCAGGCAUAGCGUCAAAAUGUUUUGGCAGACAUUUUUCCAAUUAUUCUCAAACACAUACAGGAGUACAACAGUGUCUCUGGGCGGGACUUUGUUAUUCUCUAUGGCGAUAUCGUUCUACCUAUCAGCGGCUGUCCCAUCGACAGUGCUGAGCAUAGAAACGGAGGCCUUCCUCCUUUCGAGGCGUCGGGUAACGAACGUGACGUAUGAGAACGAGAAAUACAACGAGACGUUGGAGAACGUAGACUUUUAUGACGUCACGUUUCGUAACGUGACGUUUCGGGAUAUGCUCAUGUCGCACGUCACCUUCUACAAUAACACCUUCCUGAAUGUGGCCUUUUCGAAUAUUAAGACGUCGUACACCAGCUUCAAGGGGUGCCUAUUUGUUAAUUCAACUAUGAUAGACACGGAUAUAGAGAUAGGAAAGGAGUUGGACGACUGCACGCUGACCGGCAGCACAGUGCGAGGGGUGAAGGGCGGGUGCAGCAGACACGCGGACCUGACCUCCACGCUGAGCGGUCCGCUGGCCGAGCAGACGUACGGGGCGUACGCGGCUCUGUUGGCCUCGCUGCCUGUUGCGGCCCCGCACGCUUUGAGACCGCCUGUGAUCCUAUGCGGCGCGUUAGUGUUGCUAUCUCCGACACUCUACUUUGCGCAGAUAGAGACAGCGCUAUACAUAGUCGAGGCGGCUUACAGACUGAUCGUUACUGUUAUUUUCUUCACCAUCAGUAUUAAGGUGGUGGAUUCUUAUCCGGCUAAUUUAAGAUGCACGGCCCAUGGGCUGAUAUUAUCGACAACUUACAUGUGGGGUACGGCCGUACGGGGCAUGGGGGACUUUGGACCCCUUAUAAGUUGUAUUCUGUGCGCACUUUUCGCUAUCACAGCAACAGCACUCUCCGUAAGAAUACGAUAGACUGUAUCGAAAAAUACUAUGAGCGUUUGAUACAAAUUGUAAUCUUAAACAAUAAAUACGUAAAUGUAGCCGUACUCACGCGCCCAGUUUCUGAAAGUCAAGUGUCAAACUUCUGUCAGAUAGGAAUGACAAUUAGCAAUGGGCUAUUUGAAAAGAUAUUAUAGAAUUUAUAUAUAUAUUGGUUUUAUUAGCUUUUAUUUAAAUUAAACAUUCAUUAUAUCAUCCGCCCAAACGCUUCUUUAGACAAGAUGGCGUCCAGUACCUAUGACGUACAAUGCUUGUAAACACUGAAAAAUAGUCAAGUAUUUAAAUUUAAAUAAUUUACAAGUUUACUCCAUUUUAUUUGCCAAAUAGUCUUUUAGGAGAUAAUUUGAUUAAAAUGAAGAAGAAGAAAAGAGCGUACCUAUUCUUGAUAGGCCGGCAACGCACUUGCGAUCCUUCAGGCAAUGUGAGUGUCCAUGGGCGGCGGUAUCUCUUAACAUUAGGUGAGCCUCCUGUGCGUUUGUCUUCUGUAACAUUAAAGAAAAACUUGUCAAACACCAAUUAAAGUGUCAUAACGAUUGAUUGAAUGAAAAAGAACGAACAGGUCAGAAACUGGGCGAGUCAAUGAAAUUAUAGUUUAAUAAUAAUUUUUGUUAUAAAAUAACGGAUAAUGAACUUUAAUAUCUGUUAAGAAAGGUUGUUUGUGAAAAUCACCUGUGAAUUAAAUUUGAUGAGUUGGCAGUGACUUGAGCUUCCCAAAGAUAGUUCUUUAUAGCUUAAGUAACGAUUACAGACUCUGAGUACGUUCUGCUCUGGUCUUUAAUAUAGUUUUCAAAAUAUAUAUAAAGUCUCCUUGGAUAGGAUUGCGGUUGAGUGAAAAUUAAUCACUAUUAUACCAGAAUAAAGUUCGUGUUCGCUUGGAAAUGGUUCAACGAACAGAA
Molecule: messenger RNA, 3200 nt
Organism: Pieris napi
Lineage: Eukaryota; Metazoa; Arthropoda; Insecta; Lepidoptera; Pieridae
Product: synaptic vesicle glycoprotein 2C-like
Exons: 13
Coding region: 343-2277 (644 amino acids)
Biological process (GO): transmembrane transport
Cellular component (GO): membrane
Molecular function (GO): transmembrane transporter activity
Source: RefSeq, a predicted model, not a curated record